Acanthosepion pharaonis is the source of this 8466-nucleotide messenger RNA. Lineage: Eukaryota; Metazoa; Mollusca; Cephalopoda; Sepiida; Sepiidae. The record is from the annotation of a GenBank genome assembly.
AUGAUUCAGUGCAAGAUUAUAUUUCUCUUGCUCUCUUCCUCCUCCUCCUUUCACUCCUUUUUCUCACUUCUUCGCUCACUUCCUUUCUGGCUCCUCCUUUCCCCUUUCUGGCUCCUCCUUCCGGCUCCCUUCUCUGGCUCCUCCUUCCCUCCCUCUUCUGGCUCCUCCUUCUGCUCCCCUCUUCUCUGGCUCCUCCUUCGGCUCCCUCUUCUCUGGCUCCUCCUUCUCGCUCCCUCUUCUCUGCUCCUCCUCGGCUCCCCUUCUCUGGCUCCUCCUUCUCGCUCCCUCUUCUCUGGCUCCUCCUUCCGGCUCCCUCUUCUCUGGCUCCUCCUUCCGGCUCCCUCUUCUCUGGCUCCUCCUUCUCGCUCCCUCUUCUCUGGCUCCUCCUUCUCGCUCCCUCUUCCCCUCACUAUUUCUGCUCUUCCCCCCUCUCCCUCUGUUUUAACAAAGAAUAAAGAAAUUGGUUUCAUAAGUAGCAACUCCUUUCUGCCCAUUUGUAGCCAGCGUUUGUUAUUGACCCCCAUUUUCGCCAGACCAGGUGCUUCUUUGCCACAUGUUCCCUCUUUCUCCACUUCCACCCAGGAUAACAUCUCCGGCUGCCACACAGACACAAUCAAUCCUCACGUUAGCCACUUUAUUCUCCUCUUUGUGCUGAACUUGAACUGGCUAAGUCUCUGUUGGCGACUCCAGCAAACAUGUGUUGCCGUGGUGAUAAAACCCCUGACCACUGGUCAAACCUUUCAAUGUUCUCUCUUGCCCAGCCUGUGUCACUUGCUUCUCUUUCUGCUGCCCGUGUCUUCAAUUUUUCUUCUGCCGCUGUUUCUCCAUCUUUGGCUCCUAUUUGGCAAUGCUAGGAGCCAUUCCCCUUCAGACUUCAUUAAGCAGCGGUGCUGCAUUUGCAGCGGUAGCAGCCCAAGGGCAGCAGAGGUUGUGGUGCGUGGGGCAAACUUGUCAGGUCUCUUGAGAAGCCUGCUUUUUCGAAUGUCAGCAGCUGGCUCGGACGACACUGACCACCCUACCACCACAGAACCACCACCACCCCCUGAAGUUACCCAGAGAAACGACUCCGUGUUAAAACGGUCGUCUGCCGAAGUAUCCAUCAUGAUGAUGCUUAGAAUACCACCAACUCCUCCUCCUCCUCUUUCUGUAUCUUCCCCGUCUGUACCUUCUUCUUUGCCCUGCCCUCUCUGCUCUCCAUCUGCAUCUCCGCCCUCUUAUGUAACCCUAGACCAAGUUGACUAUUCUGUUGCCUCCAAAAGCUCCCCACAGACAAUCCCUUCAAAUCUCUCUGCAUCCGCAACUCCAAAGACAGCCACUGCUACAGCCACCUCGGUCGCCUCAUCUUCCUCCAUCUCUUCGUUGUCAGCAUCUUCCUCGACUGGUAUGGCCACAAAAACGACUAUGAUGAUGACUAUGAUGUCCCCCCCAACGUCGUCUGCAAGGCGGUCAACUGCGUCUGUUCAGAGUUGGUUCCAAGCAAAAUUGGACGUCCUGGGCAUAGAGUCUGUUUAUUCUCGGUACAUUAUUAGUCUGUUACUGCAGCACGACAAUUACCACUGUUCGGCGGAUGGGGACUUAGCAAGCAGUCCUGAAUGUACCCAUGUCAUUGGGGGGUUUUCUGAAGGCACUGCCUGUUCCCAUCACCACCAACACCACCACCACCACCACCGUCAGUGUGCAACUGCAAAUAAUAAUAAUAAUAAUAAUGCUGGAGAGCAAAGCAGAAAUACCGCUGCUGUUGAGAAUAAAAAUGCAGCGGGUCAAGGAAACAAGUGGGGCAGCGGUGGUGGUAAUGGUAUUGGUGGUGCUGGGAGUGGCCGAAGACAACGGUCAGCUAGUCGGAGAGACAGACAACAGCCACUGAGUGCAGAACAGCGCAAGAAAAGAGAAGCAGUCGGUUGUCUCCUUGAAAUUUGCGAUGAUGUAAGAACAUUCACUUUUCUUUUUUCUCUCUUGCUUGCUUCAUUUGCAUCUUUUCCGUUAACUGUUUCAUUUCUGCUGAUUUCUUUUUACUCUUUCUUACUCUUGUUUAUUUAUUUUUUUUUUCCUCUCUCUCCAGAUUCUUAUUUAUUUUUUUUCCUCUCUCCAGAUUCUUAUUUAUUUUUUUUCCUCUCUCUCCAGAUUUUAUUUUUUUUUUCCUCUCUCUCCAGAUUCUUAUUUUUUUUUUCCUCUCUCUCCAGAUUCUUAUUUAUUUUUUUUUUUCCUCUCUCCAGAUUCUUAUUUAUUUUUUUUUCCUCUCUCUCCAGAUUCUUAUUUAUUUUUUUUUCCUCUCUCUCCAGAUUCUUAUUUAUUUUUUUUUCCUCUCUCUCCAGAUUCUUAUUUAUUUUUUUUUCCUCUCUCUCCAGAUUCUUAUUUAUUUUUUUUUCCUCUCUCCAGAUUCUUAUUUAUUUUUUUGGCUCUCUCCAGAAAUUUAUUCUUAUUUAUUUUUCUUUCCUCUCUCUCCAGAUUCUUACUGGCGACAUUGAAAAUUUAAUCGAAGAGCUGAUGCUUAGACUGAAGCAAGUUGAUAACGAAAGAUCGUCUACGACACAGCCUGUAAUUUCACCUCCUUCUGCAAACAACCACCACCCUGCAUCUUCAGGGACAAAUUCAAGGCAGGACCCUGCUGAACAGUAUUAUGCUGCUUUUCCAGCGUUGUCUGGUGAUACAAAAAUGACUUCUCAAACCCAAAGUUCUCAAGUGAGCAUUAUUUCUAGUACUGAUGUCUCAAAUGUUUGGAAAAAGAAGCAACAGCAGCAGCAACAACAACAGCAGCAGCAGCAGCAAUCCCAAAAAAUGGCAGCCACGUUAAGUGCCCAAACUGGUAAUUCUAUCAAUCUGGAAGGCACCCCAACCAGAGGCCGCCAAAACAAUGCAGCUUCCCGCCGCCGUCGUGGUUGUUUAAGCCAUCACGGAAAUAAAGAAAAUUUGCAUAAGCCCCCUUUUACCCUAAGGGGAAAGGAUGAUCGUGGAAGCCGCUAUGGUUCCCAUGGUAACAGGUUGAGAGGUGGGCGUGGCCGAUCAAGUCGUUCGCUUGUCUCUGACACCCGGCAGAAACUCUCUCAGAGUUCAUCCCAUCAACCAUGUAGCCGUAAUAUAGGAACCCGUCGCUGUGGAGGGGGUGGUGGUAAUGCCCCAGCAAACAGUGAUGGUGAUUAUUGCCUUAGCGUUGAGAAUAUAUUGAAGGAUAUUUUGCGAACGGCCAACAAAAAUUCUUCCAGAGCUGAAAAAGUCUGUCAUGAGCAGGAAGCGUCUUACCCUUAUAACUUUGCUGGCCGCUUGUGGGUCCCCAAAAUUGAGUCUGGUCUCAGGGAUCUUCAGCCCAGGAACAAAAAAAUGUCUUUGAAUUUAACAGGAAAAGCCUUUGAAGAGAAUUCUGCUUGGUACGACAUCAGUUUUUUGGAUAACCGCCAUACGUCAAGGGAUAAGGACUUCCCUUUGACGUCCCCACCUUCCUUAUCUAUGUCAGUUAUUGGUCCAAAAAGCAAGCAGAGGAGUUAUGUUCGUCUCUAUAAGCGGCAUAGCUAUCCACCACCAUCUCCAAGAUCAGUGUUGACCCUUGAAGGCUUAGAAGAAAAAGAAAUCUUUAAAAAAUUCUCAUGUUUAGGACCACGUGUUGAUAAGGUACCUAACCCUAAAACUGCCUUGGUUGUCAACCCUACAAAAAAAAGUUCUGUAUCCAAGGGAACAGAUAAUAUUAUGUAUGCAGCAACAGAGAACGUUGUGGAUAGUUCAGUGAGAUCUUUACUGGACUGUUCUCCAGAAGAGAUUUUACCGUCUUUGUCUCGAAGCCCUUCAGAUGAAUUGGAGCGCAGUUUGCAUCUCCUUUCUGGCUACCCUCCAUUGACUGAUCUUCAGGGCUGUAGUCCAUCUUUUGUAAAUGGCUCCAUAAGUUCAAGUGGUACGUUUUGUCCCACAGCUGCCGAUGUGAGCCCCUGUGGUUGGUCACCAAGUCCAGUUAAAGCAUUAUCUCCAUCGGGAGUCGCUUCACCAACAACCCCAGUGUCAUCACCCAAUUCGACUACGUCCCUUUCUUUGCUGGAUGUCUCCUACUUAACCAAUAUGGCUGGUCGUGAGAAAAGGUCCCUUGAUAAAACCCAGAAAGAGGACUCGAAAACUAAAGCAAGCUCUCUUUGUCUUGAGCAUCUCUUCCCAGACGAAUUCAGCAACCAUAUACCAGAUCUUUCCUCUUUGCUCGAAAGUCCGCAUAAGUUAGUUGCUGGAAUAAAAGGCAGAAACAACUUUACCUAUGACCCAUAUGUGUUUGUAUCCAACACACAGAGUUCGUUUGCUGAAGAUGAUGACGAAGGUUUUGAUUUAGCAGUAACGCCGACCCCUAUCCAUGGAGCUGUUGGUCAAGCCAUUUACAACACAACCACUUAUCGACCCUGGAGUUAUGCGCUUGUAGAAGAGAGGAUUAUGUCUGAGGUACAGACAUCAGACAUUCUGGCUCGAAAUGAAUGUUUUUCCCAGGUUUGGGAUGUAAAUUUUCAAAGACGAGUGAUCCCCACUAGCCAGACUUGUUCUAACCGUACUAAUUUUACGUACGCUCAACAUUCUCCCAAAUUAGAUGCUUCUCCCAGUUUUUUGUUACAUUCAACCUGUUAUGAAUUGUCAACUCCGAGGGUGACUCCUUUCACUUUCUUUUUCUCUUCUCUUCUGAACACCUCACCACCUCCCAUAGACAACUGUGAAUCCCAUCAGAAGUCUGUGCUUGGCAAGUCAGAGAAAGCAUUGCCAGCCAUUUUGUCCAGUACAAAUUCAGUGAGUGUCUGUGAAAAAGCUUCAGUAGAUUCCAUCAAGAUAAACAAACAGGAUACUAUGUUGUCAACAGCCUGCAGCAAGACCUACCACCUUGAUGACUCUGGCUCUGCAUCUCCCUCAUCCUCACCAAAUGUGAAGUUAGCUCUCACUAUGACAACCACAGUUUUGUCGUCAUCUCGUUCUGCCAUCUCUUCUACUUCCUCUGGAACAUCGUCAUCUUCUUCGUCGCCGUUGCUUCAGGAGCCGCUGCCUGGGGAACCGAUCCACAGCAAUAGGCUGGUGCCCUCUGUUAAUUCGGCUUUUGAGAGCGUUGUCCCUAGCAAGAAGAAAAGCUCCGAUACAGACUCUGUGACACAAAGAAUCACUCCAGAAGACGAAGAAGUCAUGAGACAAGUGAAUCCUUCUGCUUCUCCCCGGGAAACCCUCUACUUCUCCCCUAAGACUCAUUUCCAGCCGAUCAGAUCUCCAUUACUUUUGGCUGAUACUCUUGAACUCUCCUUGUCAGAAAGUGUGACGACUGGCAUGAAUACCGUUGUCAAAGCCUCGGAUCUCACUGUCCAGCCAGCAGAAUUUGUUACUCCGCCCUGCCUUUAUCACCCUCCAGAUUUGUUUGGGGGUCAUACUGCUUCACGUUCGCCCUAUCAACAAUUCAAGCCAGAGACUCACUGGGAAGAUGGGGAAGAAAAUAAAGUCAGUUUUGUACCCAGUUUCAAAAUACUUAAAGAUCACAACAAAUUUGUUCAAACAGGAAGCGCCGAGGAAAACCUGGAUAUCGACCUGGAGAAAUUGGCCGAUGAUGUUUGUACAGAGAAUGCGAAGCCGCGCCCUGUCUCGUUUCUGAAAACUGCAGCUCUACGUUCUACAGACUCUGGCCGGCUGACUGAUCGCUUUGCUGGUGCCUGGAAGCAGCCAACCACACUGGCUGAUUUGUCGGCGUGGUCCCAAGAAGAGCCAGGAAAAGAUACAAAAGUCCCGUAUCUGAACACCUGGAAUUUAGAGAGAGCUUCUGGCUGGACGCCAGUUACAUCAAGUGACAAGUGGCCCUCAGCAUUUUCCUCACCUUCGAGCAUAUGUUCUCUUGAACAUCGUCCGUACGUCUUUGCUCGUGAUUCUGUUUGGUACACGACUGCUGGAACGCUGUCUGCAGUCCGGGAUGAUGCAUGGCUAUCUUCCAGUUCUGGCACUCCUAAUUCAGGGCUAAGCACGCCAUGCACAACCUCUGCAGACCCCCAGACUCGUAUCAAUGUCGUUUGCAAGAGUAAAGACAAAAAAGAGAUAUUACAAUCAGAAGCAUGUGUCUCCCCAAGCCUUGUAUCUGAGGAAGAAAGUAGUAGUGUUAAUCGAAACAUUUGGAGUUCAGGUUCUGUUGAUUGGACUGUUAACUCUAUGACCCCUGUUUAUUUACAAGUUCAUCAUCAUAUGUGGGAUACGGAUGAAGGAUGUGGGAAAACAGUAGCUGAAGAAGAAGCCUGCAAAUUUCCCAGCCCAGAGAUAAAGCCCAAGUUGUUAACCCCAGAAACUCUUAAACGGACCUCCUCUUCACAGUCGGUGUGGCCAAGUAAAAUAUGGGAGCCUGAAAGCUAUGACAGUCACCAAGACGAGGCCCUUUCUAAAGGAGCUAAAUCUGCCUUGUCUGCUGAUGAUACCUUUGUGCAAAUGGAAACCACUUUGAGUGACAGAGAAAAUGAAAUUUCGACUGAGGAGGAGCCGGCGCCCAAAAGCCAAGAUGGUUCCUACUCGCUCAGAUUUGAUUCUACGAAUAUUUGGGCCGUCCCAAAUGCCACAAUGUGGUCGCUGCCAAUUUUGACCCACUCAUCUUCCUCAUCGACUUCUGCUUCAUUAGCAGCUUCGCCAUCCUCUGCCCCCUCGCCCCCUCUCUCAUCGCUAACGCACCCACCUACAUCCAGUGACCCCCUGCUGGACUUGGUUUGUGGACCAACCUGUACACAGACUGUGGGUGCCAGCAAAACCUGCCAGCAUCAGCAGAUUCGAAAAAUUUGGGAACAUAUAGGUCCCACCACUAACAGCACUGGUCAUGGAGACUCUGGCGAUAAAAAGGAAGCUACAAAGAAUCCUCCCCACCAGGUGCAUGGUGCCAAAGAGAAUCGACCUCCCUUUAUAAACAAUAUACAAACCCGGAGCCAAGAGCUACCUUCAUUUGGUAGUGUAAGGCAGUUGACUAGUGUAUCAGUGACACCCCCUGGUGCCAGCCAUCAAGGUACAAAUCACCAGAAACCACCGUCAUUGAGCUUGGGUCCGCCUCCUUUGGUUCCGCUGCCCUCUGCAGCGGUCUACUCCAGCGAAUUAGAGAAACAAUGGUUGAGUGGGGAAACCAGUUGUAGCAGUUCUGCUGCUUCAGUGCAGCGGAUUAAAAUGCAGCAUGAGAAAUCACGUAAGUUGCUUUACUUUCCUUCUUCCCCUCUUCUUUCCUUCUUCCCCUCUUUCCUCCUUCCCCCUUUUCUUUCUUUCCCCCGCUUCUUUCCUUCCCUCCUUCCCCUCUUCUUUCCUUCCCUCCUUCCCCUCUUCUUUCCUUCCCUCCUUCCCCUCUUCUUUCCUUCCCUCCUCCCCUCUUCUUUCCUUCCCUGGAUGUGCUCCUGUAAAAAGCCAUGCAGUUUUUAUUUGGAGGGUAACUGUUGGCGUCAAGAGUGCAAGUAUGCACAUGACAUAUGCACAAUCACCUGCAGGUUUUGGGAAGAUGGGGAGUGCUUUAAGGGUGACACUUGCCCCUUCCUUCAUGGAUACUCAGGUGAAUCAGUACGUCCCUCCAUGGAUAGCUGCAGUAGCAAUAGCAGUGGCAGUAGUAACAACUUUUCAAGAAAGACAGAAGCCUCACCCUCAAUUGCUGCAACUAUCCACACGGCAUCAAUAGCACACCCUUCUGCACCUCCUGAAGAAUUUGAAAAAGAGUGUCGAAGCCUCACUCAGUCAAAAGCUCUGUCUGACAGAAUUUCCAUUGUUAAUGCUGACCCUCAAAAUGGAAGCAUUCCGGCAUUGAAUGCAACUGAUGUUCUCAGUCAAGGGUCAGCUGUUGAGACCAGUGCCGCCACCAGCUGCAGCGGAUCUGAUACCCUCCCAAAUACCGCUGCUGACCCAGGUUACAACAGAAGAGGAAGUGGGGGCCAGGUUGCAACUUCCACUGCCCUGUCCCCCUCCUUGCCGCCUCACACUCUCUUUCUCUCUCUUCCCACUUUCUUUCACAUUCUCUCUCUCUCUUCCCACUUUCUUUCACAUUCUCUCUCUCUCUCUCUUCCCACUUUCUUUCACAUUCUCUCUCUCUCUCUCUUCCCACUUUCUUUCACAUUCUCUCUCUCUCUCUCUUCCCACUUUCUUUCACAUUCUCUCUCUCUCUCUUCCCACUUUCUUUCACAUUCUCUCUCUCUCUCUUCCCACUUUCUUUCACAUUCUCUCUCUCUCUCGUCCCACUUUCUUUUUUCACAUUCUCUUUCUUUCACAUUCUCUCUCUUCCCUCUCGUCCCACUUUCUUUUUCACAUUCUCUCUCUCUCUUCCCACUUUCUUUCUCUCUCUCUUCUCUCUCUCUCUCUCUUCCCACUUUCUUUCACAUUCUCUCUCUCUCUCCCACUUUCUUUCACAUUUCUCUCUCUCCCUCUUCCCUUUUUCUUUCAUUUUCUCUCUCUCUCUUCCCACUUUCUUUCACAUUCUCUCUCUCUCUCUUCCCACUUUCUUUCACAUUCUCUCUUCUCCUCCCCCCCAUGUUUAUUUGA